Molecule: messenger RNA, 2501 nt
Organism: Lethenteron reissneri (Far Eastern brook lamprey)
Lineage: Eukaryota; Metazoa; Chordata; Hyperoartia; Petromyzontiformes; Petromyzontidae
Product: flap endonuclease 1-like
Molecular function (GO): DNA binding; 5'-3' exonuclease activity; 5'-flap endonuclease activity
Source: RefSeq, a predicted model, not a curated record
GCGCUGCCGAGCAAGCAACGCGUGCGUGUGCUCGCUCACUCGCUCGCUGCUGCUGCUGCUUGCGGUGCACGCUCUGUUUAAAGGGACUCCAAGAUCGCCAUUUCGCGAUUCGUGCACGAGCGCGGGGUGGCGAAUCGAUUCUGCUGCGCUGUGCGAGUCUCGAUUGCACGACCGUUGCUAAAAACAAAAACUCAAAGACAUCGUUUAUCCCAAAUCUCUCGAUCCCCACCCCCCCGCUGCUCAUUCAGCGUCGGAGAACUGGGUUCGACACGGAGAUGGGGAUUCUGAAGCUCACCGACCUGAUCUCUGACGAGGCGGGCGCUGCCGUGCACUAUAAGGUGCUCGAGGACUACCGAGAUCGGCGCCUGGCUGUGGACGCUUCCAUCUUCCUCCACCAGUUCGCCAGCAGCAUGGGCUACAUGCGGCACAGCCACCUGCUGGGCACGUUCUACCGCACGGUGGGACUCAUGGAGCUGGGAAUCCUCCCCAUCUUCGUGUUCGAUGGCCCCCCACCCAUCCUCAAGGCUCCCCUGCUGAAAAAGCGCGCAGCGGUGAGGCAAGUCGCCAUCGAAGCUUUUCGGGCGGCCAAGGAGGCUGCAGCAAAGGCAAACGCCGAGGCCACCGAUUCGCCAGUUCCGGCGGAGACUUCGACGACCCCAGGGUGGACCGAGCUCACCAGUGCCGAGAAGAGGGACACGUUUGAGCAGGAGUGCAUGAGGAUGCUGAAGCUCAUGGGAGUGCCCGUCAUUAAGGCCAAGAGCGAGGCGGAGGCCACGUGCGCGGCGCUAGUGCUCGCUGGGAAGGCGUAUGCGGUGGCCACCGAGGACAUGGAUGCGCUGCCCUUCGGCACGCCGGUGCUCGUGCGUGGCCUCAAGAUUCACAACAACCCGACUCUCAAAGAAAUUUGCCUGUCGGAGGUGCUCGCCGGUCUGAAGCUGACGCAAGAAGAGUUCAUUGACCUUUGCAUCCUGCUGGGCUGUGACUAUUGCGAGUCCAUCACUGGCAUGGGCCCUAAGAAGGCCCUGCCCCUCAUCAGGAAGUACCACAGCAUUGAGGGCAUCCUGAAGCACCUGGAUACCAAGAAGUUUACUGUGCCCACCGCUUGGGACUUCAAGGGAGCCCGUGAACUCUUCAAGAACCCGUCCGUGUGUCUGGAGGGGGUUCCCGAGAGCCUGGUGGCCUCUACUCCGGACGAGGAGGGCCUGGUGCAGUUCCUCGCGGUGGAGAAGCAUGUCAUCAAGGAGGAUCGCAUCCGCAAGGGUGUGGAGCGACUGAGGUUUUACUCGCAGGCGACCAAGCAGAAGAGGAUUGACAGCAUCUUCAAAUCCAGCAAGCGGCAGCGGAAGGCGGAACAAGCGGAGGAGGAUGCGGCGGGCGGGAAGAUGGGAAAACUGGAGGAUGCGGAGGAAGUCGACGACGAGAAGGAGGAAGAUACUGGGCCACCACUGCCCAUCAACUCUCCGGCCUGCGUUCUGUAACGCACCCCCGCAGCACUGAGGCCACUCCGCCACCACUCUCAUUCCUGUAGUGACAGUAGUGCACAUCGAGGGCGGCUGUGACCUUCCUUUAGAAGAAGGGAGGAGCACAACGCUUGGGGUUUAGUGAUGUGCGGGUAGUGGGUGAGUGGUAGUGGUGGUGGUAGGGAGAGAAGGAUAGGUGCUGGUUCUCGUGCGGUCAGCAUCUGGGGGUUAGUGGUUGGUAUCGGUUCGUUGGGCUGGGGUCGUGGAGCAGAGUUGAGUCGGAGGUGAGGACAACGAAAAAAAGUGAUUUGAUAUUUUUUUCUCCAUUUGAAGAAAACAACGGAACAUUUGUUUUGCCUUAAUGACACUAUUGUCAUUAACUCUUACAAUAGGGUUUUUAGUAGUUUAUGGAUGGAAACUCCAUGAAUUCUGGAAUGAUUUGCAUCAAUAUUCCAUGAUUUCUGGGAAUAUUUACAUGGAAUUCCAUCAUUUAUGGAAUAAUUAUAUGGACAUUUCCAAAUUUCUGCAAUAAUUUCGAUCGAGAUUGAACCUUUCCUGGGAUGAGUUGUAAACAUAUUCCAUAAUUUAUGGAAUACUUGAAAAAAACAGCAACCAGCAUGUUCUUUCGACGUGACCACUUGUUUGUCCGUCUCUCCCACCCAGCCAGCAAAACGUUAUCUGAUAACGAGAGCCUUGUUUCUCACAACCUUUUUCUUCGCUACUCUGCACUGUAUAUCGAGAUGAAUCUCUAUUUCUCACGUUGUCUCUGUCUGUGUCUCUCUUCAUGCCCCCUCUUCUCCCUCCCCCUCAAUAUUCCUCUCCCCCCUCCACUAUGUCUCACUUCCCUCCCCCCUGUCUCCCUCCCUGUAUCUCUCUCUACUCUCACUCUCGCUCUCCUUAUUCCCACAUCUCCCUUUCCUCUCUUGCCUCUCCCUAAUAUUCCCUCCCACUGCUUGUUGCUAUACCUCACUCUCUCUUUCCAUUUUGCUCUAUUACCUCCCUCCCUCCCUCCCUCCCUCCCUCCCUCCCUCCCUCCCUCCC